Molecule: messenger RNA, 1361 nt
Organism: Catharus ustulatus (Swainson's thrush)
Lineage: Eukaryota; Metazoa; Chordata; Aves; Passeriformes; Turdidae
Gene: SFXN1
Product: sideroflexin 1
Exons: 11
Coding region: 102-1076 (324 amino acids)
Biological process (GO): serine import into mitochondrion; monoatomic ion transport
Cellular component (GO): mitochondrial inner membrane
Molecular function (GO): monoatomic ion transmembrane transporter activity
Source: RefSeq, a predicted model, not a curated record
CAGCCGCACAGAUCCCAGGCCUGCAAGAGACGAGCCUCCCUGCUGCAGGAUCAUCAUUUCCAGGGGAGGAACACGCCAAAUAACUCCAAGAGCUUUUGAAGAUGGCACCAUCAGAACAUAUCCCAUUAGAUAUUAAUAUCAAGGAGCCCCGAUGGGAUCAAAGCACUUUCGUUGGACGAGCCAAUCACUUCUUCACUGUGACAGACCCCAGGAAUAUUCUGUUAUCUGAUGCCUCACUGGAAAAUGCAAGAAAAAUUGUGCAUGAUUACAGACAAGGCAUUGUGCCACCUGGCUUGACAGAAGAUGAGUUGUGGAGAGCAAAAUACAUCUAUGAUUCAGCUUUUCACCCAGACACCGGGGAGAAGAUGUUUGUGAUCGGCCGAAUGUCCGCCCAGGUCCCCAUGAACAUGACUAUCACAGGCUGUAUGAUGACCUUUUACAGAACGACUCCAGCAGUGCUUUUCUGGCAGUGGGUCAACCAGUCCUUCAAUGCUGUAGUAAAUUACACGAACAGGAGCGGGGAUGCCCCCAUCACUGUCAGCCAGCUGGGAACAGCCUAUGUUUCUGCCACCACAGGUGCUGUUGCUACAGCCUUAGGACUUAAUUCAUUAGCAAAGCGUGUCUCUCCUCUCGUAGGGAGGUUUGUUCCUUUUGCUGCUGUUGCUUCUGCCAACUGCAUCAAUAUUCCACUAAUGAGACAAAGGGAACUCAAGUUUGGAAUUCCUGUCACGGAUGAGGAUGGAAACAGACUGGGUGAUUCAUCCAAAGCAGCUCAGCAGGCAAUUGCCCAGGUGGUGAUAUCCAGGAUUCUGAUGGCUGCUCCUGGCAUGGCAAUUCCUCCCUUCAUAAUGAAUACCCUGGAGAAGAAAGCCUUUUUAAAGAAAUUUCCUUGGAUGAGUGCUCCCAUUCAGGUUGGAUUAGUUGGAAUCUGUCUCGUGUUUGCAACUCCCCUGUGUUGUGCACUGUUUCCUCAGAAAAGUUCAAUGUCGGUGUCGCGCUUGGAGCCAGAGUUGCAAGCCAGGAUCAAAGAAAAGAGCCCUGGCCUAGAACGUGUGUACUUCAAUAAAGGAUUAUAAUUCAAGGAAGGCAAAGUAUCUUCCAAGGAGAAACUUAUGAACUUAUUUUUUGAAUUGUGUGCCAGCAUUGACAAGAACACACCUUGGUCUUGUCCUUUGUUAAACAAGUUUGAUUAUCUGCGUUGUUUUACAGUUAAAGACUUUCCUCGGUGUAGUGGUUAAAUUACAUAAGGUCACUUUGUCCACUUUGGUAUUGAUUGAAAGUUUAAACAUACAUAUCCAGAGAUGUUUACAUAAGCUCUCAAGCAGCUACAAUAACAAUAAACAAGCGCACAAUGAAAACCA